Molecule: messenger RNA, 4042 nt
Organism: Vombatus ursinus (common wombat)
Lineage: Eukaryota; Metazoa; Chordata; Mammalia; Diprotodontia; Vombatidae
Gene: CHMP6
Product: charged multivesicular body protein 6
Exons: 8
Coding region: 66-671 (201 amino acids)
Biological process (GO): late endosome to vacuole transport via multivesicular body sorting pathway; vesicle budding from membrane
Cellular component (GO): multivesicular body; ESCRT III complex
Source: RefSeq, a predicted model, not a curated record
CAGGGUUCCGUGAGGACCUGAGGAAGCGGGGCCGGGCCGGGCAGGACCGGGGCUCCGCGGCCGCCAUGGGCAACCUGUUCGGCCGAAAGAAGCAAAGCCGGAUCACGGAGCAGGACAAGGCCGUCCUGCAAUUGAAACAACAGCGGGAUAAGUUGAAGCAGUACCAGAGGAAGAUCACCCAGCAGCUGGAGAGGGAAAGGGAGAUUGCCAGACAACUUCUUCGUGAUGGAAAGAAAGAAAGGGCAAAGUUACUGCUUAAGAAGAAGCGUUACCAGGAACAGCUCUUGGAUAAGACAGAAAACCAAAUCACAAAUCUAGAAACUAUGGUUCAGAAUAUUGAGUUUACCCAGAUUGAAAUGAAAGUGAUUGAAGGCCUGAAAUUUGGAAAUGAGUGUCUGAAUAAAAUGCAUCAGGUCAUGUCUAUAGAAGAAGUGGAAAGGAUAAUGGAUGAAACCCGAGAUGCUGUGGAGUACCAGAAGCAAAUUGAUGAUCUCUUGGCUGGCAGUUUUACUCAAGAAGAUGAAGAUGCUAUCUUAGAGGAACUGGAAGCAAUCACUCAGGAACAAGUAGAGCUUCCAGAAGUUCCUUCAGAACCCCUGCCAGAGAAGAUUCCAGAGAAAGAACCUAUCAAGACAAGGCCAAAACAGGCAGAACUGGUGGCAUCUUCUUAACCUUCUUUCUUCCCCCACCGGGGCCUUGAAGGGACUUCCUAAGAAACUAUGACCCACAGAGGGUUUGGCUUCUCAGUCCCAGGAAUGGGCAUGCCCUGGAACUCUCCUGGACUGGACAAGGCAGAGCAAAGCAAAGUGGACAGGGGAAUGCUGACUGAUCAGCAGCACAUUUAUUGCUCUUGUAUCAAGAUUUUUUUCUAGAGCAUUUUUUUCCUGGUACUUUAAAGUCUGAAUGCACUUUAGUAGUGCUGUCUUUCUCUCAUCUCUGGAUUAAAUGGUGACUUGCAAACUUUUCAAGCCAAAUGCUGUUGCUAAAGGUUGUGAUUUCCAUAAUGGUCAAGCCCCAAUCACAACACUCUUGGUGCUGUAUUUACAUUACCUACCCCAGACCCUGUGAUGUGCUUGAAGGACUUCCUUCUCCAUAGACCUUUUCUAGGGGUUUGGCUGCAUUGGGAAGGAGCAGAGGACUUUUCCUUGAGUAGUCCCACCACCGAGAGGAGAGGUCGUUUGAUUUGAGUUCCUGUUGGAUUCUGUGUGGGACCAGAGGAAGGAAAGACAGAGGACGUCCCUGUAAACAAAGCCUUUCUGUGCUGCUCUUCUUUGGUACUCCAUCCUCUUCCCCUACCUGUUGAGAUAGGACAACAGCAUGUUCAAAUCUGGGUUAGCUUCUCCACACUGAACCAAAAGGUAAAGCUGUAGGAGGGAGAACAUAAGACUUUAGCUUCAUUCCUCUCAUCAUUUUCAUUGUGUUGUUAAAACUGGGACUGCCUUGGAGAAAUUAUCACUGGUCUUUCUAUAGAAUUUCCAAUAAUGUUCCUGAAAGGUUCCGGAGUGUGAUAGAAAAGACUGUGGUUCUAGCAGGGAAGUUCUUACCUGUGAAAACCCAGGAUGUUGUAUCUUUUCUAAUCCUUUUCAAGCCCUAAGAUUCACCUGAAACUUUCGUUUCCUUAAAUUUGGCUGCUAUAUUCUCCCUGUUAUAGCACUUUUUGGCUUCUGAAGUGGGAGGGGAAUUCCUUCAUACCAUUUGUAUACAUAGUUCCUGUUUUAAUAUUAGGCCAUGGAGCUGCCAUUUGACUUUAUUCUCCAUUUGAAAUAAACAAGAGCAGAGAUUCUAGCAGAGGAACCUUCUAACGGUGGUUCUCAAUGAAUUUACCCUUUAAUCUCUCCUUCCUCCCGAAAAAUAGGGAGAAAAAAUAUUUAGCAUUGUUCUAGUCUAGUCUCUACAGUCGGUUCUGAUAAGGGUAGGAUGAGGCUGGGCUUUUGCUUCUGUAGAACUUGAGGUGGAAUGUGCCUUGUGGCCUGAAGUUUCCUUUUAGGCAGCCAUAUGGAUAAGAUAGCUGGGGCCUGGUAGCAGAGAUUUGGAGGUGGAUUCUAACAAAAAUAUUAAUUUUAUUUGGCUAUAAUCACUUUGGUACAGUCAUGAAUUUGAGUGUUUUUCUCCAUAAGUACAUUGUUCUGUGAUCCCCAGAACUCGUGAUCCUUGAGACACCAGCUUAUCCCUUGUUGAAAUAAGGGAGACAGUUCAUAUCAUCCCCUGGAUGUUUGAUUUUAGACCAAGGAUGUCUCGUGAUGUAUAAAUUAGCCACUAGGGGGAGGCUCAUCCUCUAAUCUACAAAGUUAAUCUUUGCAGAAAGUGUCAGGCCUCAGCCGACUAACUUGGAACUGACUACUUCCACCUCCCCAUCUGCUGCUUAGUGACAAAACCACGUAGAUCCAGAGUCAGAAAGUUCCUCAGACGCCGUCUAGUCCAACACCUUCAUUUUACAGGGGAGGAAACUGAGGCCUGAGGAUGUUAAAUGAUGUACCCAAAGUCAUAGAACUUAGUAUCGAACAAGAUUGGAUCUCUGACUUUGAAGAGCGGUUAUUACCACAGAAUUGUAAUGAAGUACUGAAGAAAGUGGGAGUUUUCUUUGAGCUGAGGGAUUAGAUGACUAGUUGGGUUUUAUAGAACAGAAAGGCAGAGAAUCACAGAAUUUUAGAGUUGUAAGGGACCUUCAGUGAUCAUGUAGUUCAUCCCUUACCUGAAGAAGAAUUCCUGUUUCAACAUACCCAGUUAAGUAGCCAACCAGCCUUUGCUUGAGACCUUCAGUGGAAGGUAACUCACUACCUCCCAAGGCAACUCAUUCUACUUAUGGUUAGCUUUUAAUUGUUAAACAAUUUUUCCUGACGUGGAGCCUGUAUUGGUCUCCUUGUAACCUUUUGCUCCUGGUUCUACCCUGUGGGGCCAAGAACAAGUCUAAUCACUGUUCUACAUUGCAGUCCUCAAGGCUUCUAUCAUGUUACCUACUCCUGAACCCUAAGGCUUUUCCUCUUCAGACUAAACAUGCCUGGUUACUUUAACUGAGCCAUAUAUGUCGUGGAUUAAAGCCCUUCAACAACCUGGUUGUCCUCUAGGUUCUUUCCAGAUUAUUUGUGUCCUUUUUAAACUGUUUUUUCCUAUAGUAAGUAUACUUAGUAGUGGUGGAAUGGGACCUUUUUGUUGUUCAGGAAAAUGAAUUCUUAGGGAUUAUCACCUCAUCUCCUGAGGCCCCAGUUCCUCACCUGUAAAAUGACUUUUGAUGUCUCAGCUCUAUGAUCGAGUUGAUCCAUGCCUCAGUUAUGAAUUCAAUUACCGUAGUUGUUGGGAAGAGUAACGUUGGAUCAUGAGAUCCAUCCUAAACCCUCAUUUUAGGUGAGUUUCAGUCUUCCCCACCAAACUCCUAACAGAACUUUUAAUGGGUGCGUGUAGAAUGGAACAGAGCAGAUAGGAAUUCUCUUUUCUCUUUGUCCUGUCACCUGAACAAACAGAUCAUAGGAUACUAGAACUCGAGCUGGAGGGAGCCUAGAAGUCAUUUCAUUCAACCAAACCCCCUUGUUUCACAAAAGAAGAAACUGAAUUCCAGAGGUUUAAGUAAGUUGCCUAUAGUUCCACAACUAGUAAGUGGCAGGAUUCAGGAUUUGAACCCAGGUCCUGCACUCUUUCCACUGCACUGCACAAUGUUGCUUCAGGGGGAAAAGCCAGGAAUCUGAAUAAUCCAUAUACUAAAUAACAGCCGGUCCCUGAGCUAUUGAAAACUGGCUGCAUUUGUACAGUAGAGGAGUAGAUCCUUUGGGCUUCAGGCUUGGAGAUCAUCUGCUAUUGAGAAGGGAAUGGGGUAAGGAAGUGGUUAACGGAGCCAUCCAUCACAUCCUACCUGCUGUCACUGAAACACUAACAAAUCCCAUUUGCCUGAGAUUUACAGCAGCCAGUUUUCAAGGGCUUGCCUACAGUUUCCUGUUCUAACCUCUGUACCAAACAGAUUGUACCGUGUAUAUCCUUGAGAGAAAAAGCCGAAUGUGUUGUGAUCUUCAUGAUAUGUUGUAACAAUAAAGUAUUUUUAAUGGUUUCAUCA